AUGCCAUAUCUUCAAGCCUGCAUCAAGGAAGGUCUCCGGAUCCAUCCAGUUGUAGCCGUUCCUCUAGAGCAAGUCGUUCCCAAGGGAGGGCUCACGCUGUCCGGAACUUACUUUCCUGCAGGUACAAUCAUCGGAUGCAGUCCGUUCGUCGUAGCUCGCGAUGAGAAGCUGUUUCCUCAUCCGGAUACGUUUCGACCAGAGCGUUGGCUCGAAGCCAGUGGUCAAAAUCUAUUGGCGAUGGAACGUGGUAGUCUAGCCUGGGGCAGCGGGAAGAGAGUCUGCAUUGGAAAGAAUGUUGCGAUGCUGGAGAUGUCAAAGCUGAUACCGCAGCUACUAAGGAGGUACAGCUUGGAGCUAGAGAGGAAUGUGGAUAGAACGUCUUCCGUCAAGUCGUGGUUCACAUGGAUCCAGGACUUCGAUGUGGUGGUCAAGAAGAGAGAAGCCCCGAGGUGA
Messenger RNA from Pseudocercospora fijiensis CIRAD86, 453 nucleotides. RefSeq lists its product as uncharacterized. The record is from RefSeq and is a predicted model, not a curated record. Lineage: Eukaryota; Fungi; Ascomycota; Dothideomycetes; Mycosphaerellales; Mycosphaerellaceae. Bases 1 to 453 code for a protein of 150 amino acids. Gene Ontology annotation, molecular function: heme binding; oxidoreductase activity, acting on paired donors, with incorporation or reduction of molecular oxygen; monooxygenase activity. The transcript has a single exon.